UCAGUGUCAUGCAAUUUGCAGAUAAAAUUUUGUGUUACCUUUCUGUUCCGUCUUGUUUAGCAAAAUAAUAUUUAUUAAAUUAAAUAUUAGUAAAAUAUACUUAGAAAUAAUGGUUGUUUGUAAAUUUUUUCAAGCUGGAUACUGUAAAUUCGGGAAGAACUGUAGAUUUGAACAUAUCUACGGAUCCAAAUACUCGUAUCACGCAAAUCCACAAACUCAACCAGUACAGCAGGCUCCCGCGCAAACACUUCCUGGAGGUAUUACGGACGAGCAGCUAGUGAAACAAGUGCAAGCUGAUGUUCAAGCCGUACUUAGAGGAGGCCAAUGGAUACUUUCCUGCUAUUCACCCAUCAAAGAAAAACCUAUAUUUCCAGGAAUCCAUGAUUUGUCACCAGAAGAAAUGAGACUUUUCAUUUAUGAAGCAAAAAACACAAAUAAUGUGGACCAAGCUGUAGCAUACAUCAACAAUUUGGUUAAAGAGACGAGACAGAAAUAUGAACAACUGCUGCAACCAAACAUGAAUAUCAUCCAAGUACUGAGAAGCCUCUACAAAGGAGAGCAAGUUUCUUCACCCUUCACUAGUCAGCCACAGAAUGUGUUCAGUAACUCCAAUAGUAGUGCUGCAGCUUCCAUAUUCCGUAGUGCUGUUCAAUCUGGUCCAGUGAUUAACCAAAAUGUGAAUAAUAAUGCCCAGUCAAUAUUCAGUCAAGCUCAAAGUAGCAUAUUUAAUCAACAGGCUCCAGAUCCUGCAAAACAAUUGUUUGCUCAAGCAUCUCAAAGUAGUUUUGGCCAGAGUCAACCUGUUAAUAACAUAUUUGCACCACAGAAUCAAAAUGCUGAUCCAAAAUCAAUCUUUGGUGCGGCUGCUCAAAACAAUUUAAAUCAAACAAGUGCAAACCCAUCAAACAUAUUUGGUGCUGCUAACCAAAGUAUAUUUGGUAGAGCACCAGCUGAAAAUCCCUCUCCUUUCAACCAAGGGAAUGUUUUUCAACCAGCUCAGGGCCCUGCAUCAAUAUUUGGGCAAGUCCAGAAUAAGACAGUAGCUGGUGGUGACCCCAAUAUGUACAGCAAGAUGGAAGAUGUGGAUGAAGUAGAUUUGGAGGCAUUCAAGAGUGAUAGUUUUCAAUUAGGUUUUAUACCAGAAUUACCACCUCCUUAUGAGUUAUGUACUGGUCAGUCAAGGCCACAAUUGUUUAGUUAGGGUUACAUGAAAAAUGUUGAUUAGUAAGUUGUUGUGUUUGUAUUAAAGGACUUUGUAAAUUUGGUACUAGAGACUGUUUAUAGGUAUAAGAAACCAUAGAAGACUUAACGGUUUGUUUGGGUUCCAGCUCCAAGGGCUUGUGUAGGAAUGGGGUGG
This is a messenger RNA of Spodoptera frugiperda (fall armyworm), 1357 nucleotides long. RefSeq names its product nucleoporin NUP42-like. Gene Ontology annotation, molecular function: metal ion binding. Lineage: Eukaryota; Metazoa; Arthropoda; Insecta; Lepidoptera; Noctuidae. The coding region runs from base 110 to 1201 and encodes 363 amino acids. The transcript is spliced from 3 exons. The record is from RefSeq and is a predicted model, not a curated record.